Messenger RNA from Camarhynchus parvulus, 909 nucleotides. RefSeq names its product protein CutA homolog. Lineage: Eukaryota; Metazoa; Chordata; Aves; Passeriformes; Thraupidae. Gene Ontology annotation, biological process: response to metal ion. Gene Ontology annotation, molecular function: copper ion binding. The record is from RefSeq and is a predicted model, not a curated record. The coding region runs from base 14 to 502 and encodes 162 amino acids. The transcript is spliced from 6 exons.
GGGGCCGGCGGGCAUGGAGGGGCCGAGGCAGCGCUGCCCGCUGCCCCCCGCUGCACAGGGCUGGGCCCGGCCCGGCCGCGGCACCGCGAUGCUGGCGCUGGCGCUGCUGGUGCUCCUGCACCCCCUGCUCCGGGGCCUGGCUCUGCAGCUGCACUCGGCUCUCACGGGCAGCUCCGUCCCCGGGACGCACUCGGUGGUUUUUGUCACCUGCCUCAACGAGCGCAUCGCCAGGGACAUCGCCAGGGCCAUCAUGGACAGGAGGCUGGCUGCCUGUGUGAACAUCCUGCCCAAGAGCUCGGCCCUAUAUUUCUGGAAAGGGGAACUGGAAGAAUCCACUGAAAUACUGCUGUUGGUGAAAACAAGGACGUCCAGAAUAGAGGAAUUGUCCAACUACGUCAGAUCCAUCCAUCCCUUUGAAAUCCCCGAGAUCAUCAGCCUGCCCAUCGACCAGGGGAACCCUGCCUACCUCCGGUGGAUGGAGGAGAGCGUCCCACGGCACUGAGAGGCGCAAAGUGCCGCUCAUUUUUGGGGAGCGGCUCAUUUUUGGGGAGCCGCGCCGAGGCAGCUUUUAUCUUCUGGGGUUUGCUGUGGCACAGGAGCUCGGGAUUGGGAAAGCUCCGGGAGCGCUGGGCAGCCCGGAGCCGGCCCAGGCUGAGCUGGGGAAGAGCUGCCUGCACCCAGAGCUGUGCGUGAGGAUGCGGAGAUGCCCCUGUCAGGACACUCGGGGCUGUCAGCAGCGAAUUCCAGCCGGGAGCCGUGGCCUGGCGGUGCCGUGUGUCCCCACAGCCAGCCCUGACCCUGCCUGGGCCCCCAGCAUCCUGCCCGAUGUGCCCCAAUGUGCCCCGGCCGGGCACCCCCUCCCCUGGCGGCUCAGCCCUGCAGAGCCCGGGGAAGCAGCAAAGCCCAGCA